AUGAGCGUCAAGGCGAACCCCGGCGACAAGGUCGUCCUGGCCUACAGCGGCGGCCUCGACACGUCCAUCAUCCUCAAGUGGCUCGUCAACAAGGGCUUCCAGGUCGUCUGCUACUGCGCCAACGUCGGCCAGUUUGGCGAAAACUUUGAAAAAGUCCAGGCCAAGGCCAUGGCGCUUGGCGCCGCCAAGGUCUACAUCGAGGACCUCCGCAAGGAGUUUGUCGUCGACUACCUCUGGCCCGCGGUCCAGGCCAACGCCAUCUACGAGUCGCGCUACCUCCUCGGCACGUCGCUCGCGCGCCCGGUCAUUGCCAAGAAGAUGGUCGAGAUCGCCGAGAAGGAAGGCUGCAAGUACGUGGCGCACGGCGCGACGGGCAAGGGCAACGACCAAGUGGCGCCGGACGCGGCCGAGAAGAUCCGCAUCACGUUUGAGAACGGCGUGCCGGUCCAGGUGGCCAACCUCACGACGCCGUCGUCGCCCGUGCUCACGGACCCGCUCGAGCUCUUUCUCGAGCUCAACCGUCUCGGCGGCAAGCACGGCGUCGGCCGCAUCGACAUUGUCGAGAACCGGUUCGUCGGCAUCAAGAGCCGCGGCGUGUACGAGACGCCGGGCGGCACCAUCCUCCGCGACGCGCACCUGGACCUCGAGGGUCUCUGCAUGGACCGCGAGGUCAUGAAGCUCCGCGACGCGCUCAGCGUCAAGUUUGCCGAGUUUUGCUACAACGGCUUUUGGUUUGCGCCCGAGAUGGACUUUGUCCGGCACGCGAUUGCAUUUUCGCAAAAGGCGAUUGCGGGCCACGUCGACGUCGAGCUCUACAAGGGCAACGUCACGAUCACGGGCCGCUACUCGGACGUCGCGCUCUACUCGGCCGACCUCGCCAGCAUGGACAUGGAAGGCGGCGGCGCCAACAUCGAGUACAACCCGAGCGACGCGCAAGGCUUCAUUCGCAUCAACGCGACGCGGCUCAAGGCGUACAACUGCAUCCAGAAAAAGUCGGCGUAA
Saprolegnia parasitica CBS 223.65 is the source of this 1002-nucleotide messenger RNA. RefSeq names its product argininosuccinate synthase. Gene Ontology annotation, cellular component: cytoplasm. The record is from RefSeq and is a predicted model, not a curated record. Gene Ontology annotation, molecular function: ATP binding; argininosuccinate synthase activity. The transcript is spliced from 2 exons. Lineage: Eukaryota; Oomycota; Saprolegniomycetes; Saprolegniales; Saprolegniaceae. Gene Ontology annotation, biological process: L-arginine biosynthetic process; urea cycle. The coding region runs from base 1 to 1002 and encodes 333 amino acids.